AUGGACCAGCUGUCUGCUCAGGUGCCAUGCACAGCUCUCCCCCCGCCGCGCUACGGAUACUACUACGUGGACAGAGGCUCAGGCGUCUCCUUGGGCUCGGUGCUCGUGUACUGGUGCCAGGAGGGAUACCAGCUGGUGGGCAGCGAGAGGCUCGCCUGCCUCCGCCAGGACAGCACCUCAUCCUGGAGCCACGCCCCUCCGCAGUGCCAGGCCGCCCCGCAGCCCUCGGGCACCGGGUCCCGCAUCGCGGUGGCCGCCUCGCUGCUGAGCGGAGCCGUCAUCCUGGCUCUGCAUCCUGUCCGUCUCCUUCGCCCUGUGCUGCUGGCGCGACAGGGCGAGGAAGAGCCGCGGGGGGUGAGUAUGGAGGUGGGGCAGCAGCAGCAGAGAAGCAAAGUCAGAGGACGGAGGCGUGACCCCUCCACCGCCGAGAGGGGCAGGAAUGCUUUCGGAAGACUCAAAUACUACCACCGGCGCGAUUACCACCUCUCGGCCGUCUCCAGCUCUGUGUUCCCAGGGGCAUUGGCAGGCUGCAAUAACCUGGCUUUCCAAAGCAGCCCAGCCCAGCAGCCGAAGGUGCCCGUGGAAAGAUGGCGCUGCGAGAGCCAGGCGCUGCUCCAGCCGGGGCUGCCGGCCGGCCCCGCCCCGGGCAGCGGCCUGCCCGGCCACCUGCCCUCAGCGCCCGGCCGCCCGCGGCUGCCCCUCGGGCCUGCAGCAACACAGGCUCUGCAGCAAGUUUGGAAAACCGGUGUGAGAAUUUAA
Molecule: messenger RNA, 759 nt
Organism: Onychostruthus taczanowskii (white-rumped snowfinch)
Lineage: Eukaryota; Metazoa; Chordata; Aves; Passeriformes; Passeridae
Product: sushi domain-containing protein 3-like
Exons: 5
Coding region: 1-759 (252 amino acids)
Cellular component (GO): plasma membrane
Source: RefSeq, a predicted model, not a curated record